AUGCAGAAUCAAUGCAGAGAAAUCAAAAAGUGAACAAAAAAGACAGACAAAAAAAAAUUUUCUGCCGAGUUAGGCGGCCUUUUUCAAAAUUAAUAUUUUAGUGUGUCAAUUUGGAUGAACGGUAACUUUUUUUUGGGGGUGAAAGUUUAGGAUGUUUUCUUAUGGAAUUGUAGCAAAUUGCUUCAGCUUUCAAAUGGUACUUCGAUUUUUAUCAUAUCGUCGCUUUACGUGGAGGUACGCUUCAAAAACUGAAAUUAAGGAUUUUUUAAUUUAGAUGAAUUCGAAUAGAUUUUCACAAUCAUGCUACGCGCGAGUCUCCGCAUCAGCGGAGAGGAGAGAGGAGAAGAAACGAAGACGACAGGAAAUGGCCCAGUUGUUGGUCGAGAGAAAAAGACUCAAAACUCUGGAAGAUAAUGGCAAUGUUAAAGUACCCCAGGACGACCAAAAAUUCGAAGUUUCCUCUGGAUCGGUAAGAUUAAACGUGGGAUUUUCUUCAUUUUAGGAUCGUUUAUGCUUUCAAGCAUGGGCUUUCAGAAUCCGCAAAAAUUUCGAAAAUCGGACAUUUAAUUUUCGAGAAAAUUUCGAUUUAAUUUUUUUGCCGGAGGGGGGUUUUUUUGAAAAACUUGAUUUUAAUUGGUUUUAUGGUUUCAGAAUGUCCUUGAAAACGUCACCAACAGAACUCCGAUGAGAACAUCAAACUCUAGGACACGAGGCCACGUUUUUUCCCAGAAAGACAACGACGAAAACUCGGAUAUUACAGUACCCCAGGAUGAAGAAAACUUUGGUGUUUCCUCUGGAUCGGUAAGAUUAAACGUGGGAUUUUCUUCAUUUUAGGAUCGUUUAUGCUUUCAAGCAUGGGCUUUCAGAAUCCGUCAAAAUUUCGAAAAUCGGACAUUUAAUUUUCGAGAAAAUUUCGAUUUAAUUUUGUGCCCGGUGGGGUUAUUUUUGAAUACCUUGACUUUUAUACGUUUUUUGGUUUUAGAACGUUCUUGGAAACAAACCCCAUCACGAAUACGUACUGCAGGUCCCAAAAUCGACAGGAAGGGGCAGCCACCGCCAGAGCCCCAGGACAAAAAUUGGGGAAUUUACAAUAAAAAUUAAAUAA
This is a messenger RNA of Bursaphelenchus xylophilus (pine wood nematode), 1105 nucleotides long. The record is from the annotation of a GenBank genome assembly. Lineage: Eukaryota; Metazoa; Nematoda; Chromadorea; Rhabditida; Aphelenchoididae.